GUGUCUCGGGGACAUUAGAGAGCGGAGACGCGGCUGGCUCGCCUCACUCGGCCCCGGAGCGGCGGUAGAUGUGCGGUCCUGCAGCACCCGAGCGCUGUGUCACAGAAGAGACGAGACCACCCCCCCAAACACACACACACAGCCCACCAGUUGUUUGCUUUGAGGAGAGGAGAGGAGCAUGCCGGCCAUCAUGAAAAACUCCGACCUGGACUUCGACUCCCUGCAGCCGUGUUUCUACCCCGACGAGGAUGACUUCUACCUGUGCGGUCCGGACUCGGCUCCCCCCGGCGAGGACAUCUGGAAGAAGUUCGAGCUGCUGCCCACGCCCCCUCUGUCCCCCAGCCGCGCUGCGCUGCCCGGCCGCGGGGACGCCUCCGACUGCCCCUCGCUGGAGCUGGGCUCUCUGGGGCUCGGGCUCGGAGACCCGCUGGACUGGGCGUCCGAGCUGCUGCUGCUGCCGCCCGAGGAGGACAUGUGGGGGGCGCCUGAGGCGGAGGGGGACCUGUUCGGGGCGGAGGGCUCCCCGGGGGACUCCAUCGUCCUCCAGGACUGCAUGUGGAGCGGCUUCUCCGCCCGAGAGAAGCUGGAGCGCGCCGUCAGCGAGAAGCUGGCCCGGAAAGCAGCGGUCGCGCCCGCCGGAGUCAAGAGCAGCGCGGCCAAGGCGCCGGAGCAUCAGCGGGAGCCCGAGCCCAGCAGAGCCGUGGCGGAGUGCGUGGACCCCGCCGUGGUGUUCCCCUUCCCCGUGCUGAAGGGCAGAGCGCCCGCGCCCGAGCAGGAGGAGUCCGCCAGCGACUCUGAUGAAGAUGAUGAUGAUGAUGAUGUUGAUGACGAAGAUGAAGAUGAAGACGAGGAAGAUGAUGAAGAGAUCGAUGUUGUCACUGUAGAGAAGCGUCGAUCCGCCACCAGCAAGUCUUUUAGCACUAACUCUCAGGCUUCAGCAACAGGCCGGUCUGGUUCAGGUGUGAGCAAAGCACCGCAGGAGCUCAUACUGAAGCGGACUGCAGCCGCCUCCAUCCACCAGCAGCAACACAACUAUGCCGCCCCAUCACCCUACUCAGAGCUUCCAGAGCCACCCUCCGCUCCCCCCAGCAAGAAGCACAGAGCAGAGGGCAGUUCCAGCCUGCUAAGGAACUCCAAGUUCCACACGACCUCCCCAAACUCCCCCAGUGGGAGCCAGCGGCUCAGGAGAAACGACGCUGGCAGCAGCAGCAGCUCCCGCGGUUCUGACUCAGAGGACAGCGAGCGUCGGAGGAACCAUAACAUCCUGGAGCGCCAGCGACGCAACGACCUGCGCUCCAGCUUUCUGACACUGCGAGACCAGGUGCCGGAGCUGGCACACAACGACAAAGCAGCCAAGGUGCUGAUCCUGAAGAAGGCUGCUGAGUAUGUUGGUUCGCUGGAAACUCAGGAGCUGAGGCUCCGGCAGGAGAAGGACAGGCUCCAGGCGAGGCGACAACAGCUUCUGCGUCGGCUAGAGCAAGCCAGGACUCGCUAACUGCUAAUGCUUAUGCUAACACGGCUCGCAGCUGCAGGCUAAACGACCGAAUGGCUUGUGGCUGAUGGCUAGGAGCCCAAAAAAACAAACUUUUAAAGGCGGUGGUUUCCAGCACUGGUCCUGGAAUAGCCGUGCCCGGCACGUUUUAGUGCUUUCCCUGCUCUGACACAGUGGUUCUUAACCUAGUGCCCAGCACAGUUUCAAGCAUUCUUCGCCCCCAACACACUUAAAGGGCAGGAAGUGAAUGAAACUCUGCAAGCCAGUGGAGUCUGCACAGAUGGAGUUGACAACCACUGUACUGAUGCACCCCUUUCAGUGGAGAAAUGCCUCCUUAAUUAGCUGAUUAGUUAAAUUGGGUGUUUUAGAGCAGGGACAUCCCAAAAUAUUCCGGACAGGGAUGCUCUAGGCCCAAGAUAAAGAACCACUGCCCUAUGGACACUCACUGCCGCCACUUUUUUUGCACAUUUUUUGACGUCAAGAAUGUUUAGGGUUUACUUUCUCACUCCAGUCACAUCAAGGACAAGAAAGAAAAGCAAAAUUCAAUACAGCAGGGAAGGGAGAGGGGGAUGGACGGAGGAUUGAAAAUCCCUAACUCUAUCCCAAGUUUCUUUAUUAUUCUUUAUUUGGGUCUUUUUUUCCGUCAGUGUUGACCGGCAAACCUUUUCUCUCUCGGAUUUUCACACGUCUGCUGUUCCUGGAAUGUGAAAGUCCAUGAGGAAUGCUCAAUGAGACACACACUUUGCCUUCACUGUCUUGGUUCAAAAAAUGACACGGAACUGAAUGCUUUUAAAGAGUCAAUUCCUCGACUCUCACACACACACACCUCUCUCACUGGUGCUGAAGCCCCUGGAUGUACCUCUGCGCACCUUGGUGUCAGUCACUUUUGUAAAUAGUUAGCUAUGAAAAAAACUACCACACUCUCAGUCUGCCUUGUUUUUGUAUACAGAACUUGUCUUUGGGUUUUUAUAAGAAAAAAGUCAUAAAAGCUGCCAAUAACUAGACUGGAAGUUUGUAUACCUUUAUUGAGUACUGUAUGGCCUCGAUUUAUGAGGAACUUUGUAAUAUAAUGAUAUAUUGUUUUUGUUUUCCUUUCUUAUUACACUUCUUUGUUGUCACAUGAUACUAAUUCUUACACCUCCAGUAUGCUUUAGUGUGCUUCUGAUACAUACUAAAUUUGAUACUUAUAUUUUCGUAUGAAAAUGAGUUGAGUAGAUAUUACUAUCCCGUUUUAUCUCUUUUCUCUCCUAUGUUUAUUCUUUUUGUACAGAAAUUUCAUCCUAUCUACAUUUACCUUGCUUACCUUGUUUUUCUAUCGGGUUCAUAGAACUGGGUCAAUGGGAAUGUGUUUUUUUUUUUUCUAAAUGUACAUUUUAGUGCUGCAACUCAUAGCACUUUGAAAUACCUCAUUUUGAAAAAUAAAUAGGCUUUGAAAAGAAAA
Astyanax mexicanus (Mexican tetra) is the source of this 2933-nucleotide messenger RNA. RefSeq names its product MYCN proto-oncogene, bHLH transcription factor (gene mycn). Gene Ontology annotation, molecular function: protein dimerization activity; RNA polymerase II cis-regulatory region sequence-specific DNA binding; DNA-binding transcription factor activity, RNA polymerase II-specific. The record is from RefSeq and is a predicted model, not a curated record. The transcript is spliced from 3 exons. Lineage: Eukaryota; Metazoa; Chordata; Actinopteri; Characiformes; Acestrorhamphidae. Bases 179 to 1495 code for a protein of 438 amino acids. Gene Ontology annotation, biological process: regulation of transcription by RNA polymerase II.